Mercurialis annua (annual mercury) is the source of this 1013-nucleotide messenger RNA. RefSeq lists its product as uncharacterized. Lineage: Eukaryota; Viridiplantae; Streptophyta; Magnoliopsida; Malpighiales; Euphorbiaceae. The record is from RefSeq and is a predicted model, not a curated record. The coding region runs from base 109 to 798 and encodes 229 amino acids. The transcript has 2 exons. Gene Ontology annotation, biological process: innate immune response. Gene Ontology annotation, molecular function: transmembrane receptor protein kinase activity.
GAGAAAACUAUCAUUAAUGGCUAAUUCCAAUCUUUCUUCUCCUUAUUUUUUUCCCUCUCCUGAAAAAGAAUUAUUGCCUCUUGAUCCCAUGUCCUGAAACAAGAAAAUAUGUCUUCUAAUCAUAAUCUCCUACACAGUUUCAUAAUCUCUUCAUUUCUAUUGUUAUUAACCUUACUAGUUCAAAUUUUAGCCUUCAAUGACCCGAACUUGCACCCUUUUACCUGCUCCGAACAUCUCAACAAAUGCAAUGCAUCGUUAUAUCAUAUCAACAAAGGUCUACUAAUCGAGCAAAUCGCUUCUUUUUACUCUGUAAACGUCACCCAAAUCGCUCCGAUCCAAAACGCAGACAAACAAGACUACCUAGUAACAGUUCCAUGUUCAUGUGCUACUGUCAAUGGAACCAAAGCUUACUUCUACGAUACAAUCUACACAGUCAAAGAAAACGAUACGUUUCUUAGCGUUUCGGAUCGGGUUUAUAGCGGUCAAGCUUGGGAAAUUGGAAAUGAAAAUAUUACAUUUGUUACAGGAAAUAAAGUGGCUGUGCAUCUUUUGUGCGGUUGUGUAGAAAGUGAGUCGCAAAUUGUGGUGACUUUUACUGUUCAGCUACACGAUACUAUAUCUAAUAUUGCUACCAGAUUAUCAUCUACUACAACUGGUAUAUUGAAUAUGAACAGUUUUCUGAAUAAUGAAGAUGUUAUAUUUCCUGAUUGGGUUCUGUUUGUGCCUAAGGAGAUCAAUGGUAUUCCACCUCCUAAGACAGCCCUCCACCGUCUAGUUGAUGAAGAUUGUUUAGCCUGAGCAUCUGAUAUGGUUACGUCGGAUAAAUUAAGACCUUUUCAUGUUUUAAUAAAAAUUAAUUAAGUCAUGCUUGAUUAAUUUAUAUGGUUAGGAUCAAAUUAGUAACUAUUUAUCCAGUGGCGGAUCCAGAAAUGUUGGACGGUGGGGUCCAUAUAUAUAAUAAAAAUUAAUAUAUUUUCAAUUAAAUAAUAUAAAAAUAACACCCUUUAUAAUUA